AUGGAAACAGCCACUCGAGAUGCUACAGAGAUCCACAGCGAGGGUAAAGAAGAAAAACAUCUUGGUCUUGACAAACUGACACUGAACAGACCCUCGAAUAGGUCAGAUAGUGGCCCACCUUCCCCUGUAGUGUGUUAUCGAUGUGGAGCUAAUACCCAUGUUGCAACUGAGUGUAUCUACACUCAGAAAGAAAGAAGUCUAUCAUAAGUGUGGAAAGAUAGGUCAUAUUCAAAGAGCUUGCCGGGCACAACAAAGCCAGGGGCACGGUCGACCCUCGCCAAGAUCAAGAUACCAGAAAUCGACCCAUGCCAUAGAGACCGAACCAGAUGAAUAUGGGCACUUGUUGAAUAACCUAGAAGCUCAUAAUGUAAACAAAACAAGCAGUGAUGUCAUAUGGAUUGACGUGAAAGUUGAAAAUCAACCACUAUCCAUGGAACUAGACACAGGAUCGGCCGUGUCCAUUUUGCCAUACGACAUGUUCUUGGAAAGAUUUCGCGACAAGAAGUAA
Messenger RNA from Paramuricea clavata, 508 nucleotides. The record is from the annotation of a GenBank genome assembly. NCBI's taxonomy places the organism in Eukaryota, Metazoa, Cnidaria, Anthozoa, Malacalcyonacea, Plexauridae.